CACCGCCAGCAGUGUACGGCCUCGCCCAGUGCCACGGAGACUUGAUUGAGGCCGAGUGCUUCCUCUGCUUUGCCGAGAGCCGGCUCUGGAAGCUCCCCUGCUUCCCCAACUUCGGCCGGCUCUACAUGGACGGCUGCUUCCUCCGUUACGAUGUUUAUGACUUCUACAACGAGACCGUUGAUCCGACGCACGACAUGCUCAAGUGUAGCUCCAAUUUGACAGUCCGGCGGAGAGAGUAGCCGAGCUCUCUGAUAGGGUGGACCGGGUCCUGAGGAAUGUCUCGGCAAGCGCACUGCGAAACAAGGGCUUUGCGGUGGCUGGGGAGGACGGAGUUGGAGGAGUCGCCGGGGUAUAUGCUUUGGCACAGUGUUGGAGCACGCUUGAUGCCGGCGGUUGCAGAGUCUGUUUGGAGAAUGCAACUUCGAUGGCGAGAAGCUGUGCACCUGGAGAAGAAGCGCGGGCCAUGAAUGCGGGAUGCUUCCUCCGUUACUCGACCACAAAGUUCUACAACGUCCCCGUUAGCGGAGGGUCAUCUAGGGUUCGCAUCACCAUAGCAAUAACUUCAUCGGCUGCUGCAACGACUUCGCUUGUUCUCAUCGGUGCAUACAUUGGAUACAAAAAGUACUCCAAGAAGAAACAAGUGCAAAAUAACCUCAUGCAAUUAUGAGCAAGCAAGAGCAAGUUUAGCUUAUAUUUCAAGUACAAGACACUGGAGAAGGCCACCAACUUCUUUGAUGACUUGAGGAAGUUGGGCCAAGGGGGUGGCGGUUCCGUGUACAAGGG
Eucalyptus grandis is the source of this 783-nucleotide messenger RNA. Its product is annotated as cysteine-rich receptor-like protein kinase 3. The coding region runs from base 425 to 667 and encodes 80 amino acids. NCBI's taxonomy places the organism in Eukaryota, Viridiplantae, Streptophyta, Magnoliopsida, Myrtales, Myrtaceae. The transcript has 3 exons. The record is from RefSeq and is a predicted model, not a curated record.